Molecule: messenger RNA, 1059 nt
Organism: Colletotrichum acutatum
Lineage: Eukaryota; Fungi; Ascomycota; Sordariomycetes; Glomerellales; Glomerellaceae
Product: short-chain dehydrogenase
Exons: 2
Coding region: 1-1059 (352 amino acids)
Source: RefSeq, a predicted model, not a curated record
AUGGACGUAUGUAGUGAGAACAGCGCGACUCCCGCGGAUGGACCGUCAAGAGCAAAGCUUCAGCUCCCAGCUAGCUGUGAUCCACCACAACUUGACGGCGAGAGAAAGCAGCUGGUCUGGGUUGUAUUCGGUGGAACCGGCCACAUGGGUAGAUCUCUUGUCAAGUCCGCCUUGUCCAAAGGAGAUCUCGUCACUUCCGUGGGCCGUGUGUUCGAGACGACGCCAGAGGAAAUGGUAGCACAGCAGGACAAUGAAAAUUGCCUGGGGAUGCUGUGUGACGUUCGAGCGAGAGACUCGGUAGCGCGGGUCAUUGAACGGACCUUGGAGCGGUUUCAGCGAUUUGACGUUGUAGCCAACUGCUCUGGCUAUGGCGUAAUUGGAGCAUGUGAGGACCAGGACGAGCACGAAAUCCGCAAUCAGUUCGAGACGAACUUCAUGGGCACUUUGAACAUUAUCCAAGCCAGCCUACCCUACUUUCGUCAACAGAACGGCGGCCGCUACCUGAUUUUCAGCUCGACCUCAGGAGCUCUGGGCGUUCCAGGCCUCGGCCCCUAUUGUGCAACCAAAUACGCCGUCGAGGGACUCAUAGAAGCUAUGCUUUACGAAACAGACUCAUUCAACGUCAAGGCAACACUCGUAGAGCCAGGGUUCGUCAGAAGGGACGAGCCAGAUACCCUUGCAACGCCGUUGCCAACCUGGGGCCAUUUCCUCAUCAAACCUGCGAGCGAUGCCUACGCGCAGGCAACAUCACCAGCAUUGCAUGCCAAAAGAAUGGUUCAGUGGCUCGGUGACCGGCAGCCGACGAGCGCCGUCAAGUGCGCGGAGCUCGUCUGGCAGUUAGCUCACUGCUCGUAUCCCCCGCUGCGGCUUCUUCUGGGGAGCUAUGCAAUAGAGAGUAUUCGUGAUAGGCUGCGGUCCGUCACCGAAGAAUUGGAGGAUUGGAAACAUCUAAAUUUCCCCGCUCCGCCUGAUGAAGGGGAGGGAAAGGAGGCUCGGGUAGAUCAAGAUGAAAGCAUGGCCGACUCUGGACAGGAUGCGCCUGGCCAGGGAACUGCGUAG